Bursaphelenchus xylophilus (pine wood nematode) is the source of this 4744-nucleotide messenger RNA. The record is from the annotation of a GenBank genome assembly. Lineage: Eukaryota; Metazoa; Nematoda; Chromadorea; Rhabditida; Aphelenchoididae.
AUGGCGAAUAAGAGAAACAACAGUGAGCAGGUCAUCUUGAACAGACGAUUGAAGCCGAUCUAUGGUAAGAUUUUGACGAAUUUUUGUUUUUCUGGGUUUAGAAAGGUGUGAAAUGUUUGGUGAAAGGUUGUCUACGUCGUCAUAUUUGAUAGGAUUCAAGAAACAACGACUUUUUGUCUUAUCAUUGUGAGCAGAUGGAGGAUUUCCGUUUUAGAUGCGGUGGACAACGGAAACAACAAGAAGGCCAUUCAAGAAGCUGACAAAUUACUGAAGAAGCAUCCUGACACCUAUACCGCCAAAGGUCUGAAGGCAUUGGCACUGAUUCGUCUCGAACGGAGUGCCGAAGCCUGGCCAUUGGUUGAGACAUGCGAUGAGUACAUUCGGAAUGGAAAUUUUGAUGAAAACACAAUCCAAGUGGUCAUGCAUUGCUAUAAGGUGGGUGAAUGACGUCUUGAUAUACCUGGGUAUGUGAAUUUUACUUUGCUUUUUCCACUUUUAGGAAGCCUACGUCCCUUCGAGAAUAACUUUGCUUCUGGAAGAGGUGAAUAAGAUGUUUCCGGGCAACGAGAACCUCUUGAUUGAUCUUUUCACUUCGUAUGCUCGAAUAAAAGACUUCAAAAAUCAACAGCGCAUUGCGCAACUGCUUUCUAGAGACUUUAGCAAGCCGCAGUAUGUGUUUUGGACCAUCAGUAGUGUUGUCAUGCAGGUAUGUCUAGAUUAAUGUCGAUUUUUGGCGUUUAGGCUAAAGUUAUGGAUACGAUUUUUCAUGAGGGAACAGAAUGAUCAGAAUAAUGUAUUUUUCAUUUUACAAGGAAAGUACUUUUAUGGGGGCUCCUACUUUUUGACGGGACAUAUCUCAAAAAAUCAGAAAAAAUGCGCUGAUCAAGGAUAUAUAAAUCUUAGCUGCCCAUUUUAGGUUUUUAAGGGUGAAAAUGCCAAAAAACUGGUUUAAUUUCCCUACAAAAGGCAGACAUUCGAAACGAUAAAAAGAGCACUCGAUCUCUUCCUUCGAAAGAGAGCGGUGUGGCCGAGUGGUUAGUGCCGUAGUCUGGGAAUCAAGAGGGGGACGCCGCACAGGUUCGAUUUCACUUUUGGGCUGAAUCAACUUUUUUGAAGUUGAAGGUCGGAAAAAUAAAUUUUUGGGCCAAGACUGAUUUAUUACGUCUUAGAAACUCAAUAAACACCAUUUUAAGCCAAAAUAAAAAUUGUAAACCUUUGAAAAAAUUAAGCGAAAAGGGGUUCAUAUAGGACUUUAAGUCAACUUCCGACUGAGUUUUCACCCCUAAAACCUAAAAUGGGCAGCUAAGAUCUAUAUAUUCUUGAUCAGCACAUUUUUUCUGAUUUUUUGAGAUAUGUCCCGUCAGAAAGUAGGAGCCCCCAUAAAAGUACUUUCCUUGUUAAAACAGCUUUGUUUUAGGCGCUGAAAAAUCCGACAAUGGGACCUAAAGUACUUUAUCCAUUAGCUCAGAAGAUGAUCGAAAAAGCCCUUUCCAACAUUAUCGCCAAGCCAACUAGAAGUGGUAAGUUAAUUUUUAAGCCUUUCAGUCUGUAAUGGGGCAAUAAAAACGUUGAUUGUUUCCAGAAAUCUUCCUCUACGUCCAAAUUCUGGAGGGUCAAGCCAAGUAUCAAGAAUCAUACGAUUAUCUCAAAAAUCAGAUAGAAAAAGGAAACCUUACCGUGGACGAAGGGAAAAUGUUGAUCUUACAGGCGCUGGAGAAAUCAAAACAAUACGAAAAAUUGUUGUCGGAACUGGAAAAAUACGCAGAAACCGUGCCUUAUGACUUGCAGAUCUGGCAGGAGCUCUUUAAAUUGCUCGGCACUGUCAAAGAUGAUGAGAAAUUGAGGUCUUUGUAAGUUUAAUGGUAGCUAUACAAUAUUUUUGUACUUUUGAAGGUGUUCAGAGCUGAGAUUGGUUUGAUUUUCUAAUAGAUAUGACCUUAGUUUAGGACUCAACAGGCCACUGUGCGGAUGAUUAAAAAAGUGGAGGAAAAGGUGGACAAAAAAUAUGAAAAACACUCGCUACUCAUCAUCAAAUGCAUGUACCUCAAGAAAUUGCAAACACUCGACUUAUCGGAUAAUGCGGAAGGUCUAGGAAGUGUUUUGGAAAAUGCCAAAUCACUCAUUGAAACCUCGUUGGAUAAGCCCUACUGCUUCAAGGAGAUGGCCCAAUUCUUGGUCCUAUUGAAAGACAAUGAACAAGAAGACUUACUCUCUUAUUUGAAAGCGAAUGUGGGUGUGGAUACUGUAAGUUUUUGAGGGAUUUUUGAUUUCUCCGAUAUUCACCAUGAUCUCGAUUAAAAAAAGUGAAACAUCAAAGUUAAAGGGUGAAAUGUCUAAAAUUUUUGUUUUCUAGGACAAGUUAACAUAUGGAACCAUGUUAUAUCACCUGUUGAGAUGCUCCUUCGGCCAUAUCGAAAGGGAUUCCAUCGAAGAAAGACGAAAAAUGUCGGCGGAUCUGGUGGGGAAACUUCAAAACCUCGAAAACGAAGAUAAUUAUCUGGGAAUGGCGGUGUCUCUGGUAAUUUCCAAUGCUCUGUGGAGUGCUCAUCUAGAAGAGAGUAGGUUUAGAGGGUUAUUUGGCAUAAAUCAUAAAGAAUUUAUUAAAAAUUUAGCCUGAUUUUAAAAUUUUUGGAUUUUUAAUGACAAUAGUCUCAAAUGACUGGUAUAUAGUCUGAAAUGACCUGUAAAAUUCUAGAAAGUGGCCCAGAACUCCUUCAAGAGCUCCUGGUCUACCUAGAAUGGAUUUAUUCGGUAUAUUCCAACAGUUAUAUUACCGGUCUACUGUUGGUCCGAAUCAACGCCGUUUUGGAUAAUCAUUUACGAGUGGAAAAGCUCCUAAGGCAGUUGGAUGUUAAGUAUAUUCAAAGAGAUUCCCUGGCAUAUCUGAAUUUUGGGAUCGCCGAGAGUUCUGGUCUCUUCAAGGAGGCCAUCUUGAACUACACAACUAUGACGGCAUUCGCUGAUCAGAAUGACCGAGAGGUAAGAGGGUGUUGUAAAUAGAUUUUCUAGGCUGGAAAAGAUGUUUGGAGGUCCUGAGGGGAAAUAAUUUUACUUCUAAAAAAAGUUGUGCACGUUUUUUGUCCAUUUGAUGUCAAGUGUAAUAUACAAUUAAAAUUUUCUUUGAAUUUGCUGAAAAUUUUUCUUGAUUUAGAAGCGAGGCAACAGAUUGGUUACUAAAAAUACUGUUUCAGAUAGCCAGCUCGAUCGUAGCCGCCUACAAGGCCGGUAGCGUGGAUCAAAUCGCAUCCCUGGUGGAGUUUGCCAAAAAUUGCGAUGAUUCUCUAUAUCUGACGGCUGCAGACGUCUCGAACCGCCUCAUAUCCUCCUGUCAUGCGGUGGAGAGCCUUGAAAUCGCGAUCUUGACCCUGCAGGGAGAUGAGCCGAAGAUUGAAUGGGACAAUUUGAAAGACACCCGCGAUUUCAAUGUCCUCAAUUCAAUGGCUCUGUAUAACCAGGAUAUCACGGAAAAAGUUAGGCAAAUUACAUAUCAGGAGACGGUAGGGAGUGAUUAAGCGAUUGGACUUUUAAUUUUAGCGGGAUUUCGUCGAGCUUCGACAUUAUUUGUGCAAAGUUGUGAGCAACAUCGGAUGGAAUGAGGCCCCCUUGGAGAAUGUGAAAAAUGAUCUCAAUGCGCUCAAAAUCAAGCUAAAGGAAUGCCAGUCCAAGUAUAAAAUUUCGGAAGCUGUAAGUUGGAGGAUGAGUUGGUGGUCAAGUUAUACGAUGAAACAUGUCUGGACGAAAUUUUGUUUUUGAAAGUUUUGUCGUAUAGAAUGUCGCAAAGGUUGUAUUUAUUCAGCUAAUAUUGGUUUUUGACCACUUUGGAGUGUAAUAGACAUUUGAGUUUAUAGGGACAUUUUAUACGGCGAAAAAAAAAUUUUCGAAAUUUUGCACUGGACAUGUUUUUGUCGUAUAUAACGUCAUUUUUACUAGAAUAAGGUCUAUUUUACUGUAUUUCAGACAAGAUACCUUCAAGGCUUCCUGGAGCCAGUACUACCCCUCAUUGUGAACGGGCCCUACCUGGACCCCAUAAUUAAUAUCGCUGAAGCUGCCCUGAAAAUUUCCGAGGUCCAAGAGUCCAAUAAGAACGUCGAAGAAACUGUAGAUGACCUCCGGAAGGCCUUGGAAACUUUGAAUUUGGCGAAACUAGUUCCUGAAGGGAGUUUGAUUAUAAAAUCGUCAAGUCAGGCAAUUACAACUUUAUCACUAGUCGAAUUAACCCUCAAAUUUGUCGGCGCAAAGUUGGAUAGAGUACUGGGCGACAAGUCGGCGGCGAUAAAGGUAAUUUAAAGUCGAUUUGGAAUGUUAAUAUAAUUUUUUUUUGAUUUUAGAAGUCAUCCACGGAAGCCUUGAAAACAGCUCAUGAUGAGGUUUAUAAGACGUGUUCGGCGGUCGAAAAGUUGUUGCAAGAGAGAAAGGAGAAUGGUUAUGAAGCUAUGGUUAAUUCGGAGCACUUUGAGAAGGUAAAUUGGAUACUUUUUGAUACUUUUAUCAUAAAUUUUGAGGUUAUAGCUAUUUUUUUUUAUUUUAGAUUUUUUAAAUAUUUACGCCCCGAGGCAUUAGAUGAAUUUGGUAUGAUUCGGUAGCUAAAUGUCUGCUUUUUCAGCUGAAUUUGAAAUCUCAACUUGAGGAGGUCGAAACUUCGUGGAAACAAUCGUUUUUGGCCUCGAUCCAACACCUCUGCCAGUUCUCAACGAGGGUCCGCCAAUUCAUGGCUCAACUCAAAUUGACCCAAACCAAGAUCUGA